AUGGCUAGCGAAGGCUUAACGCUAGAGCAUUUUAUAGCGUUAGGGGAAAGAUGUAAACUAGAGGGAAGGGAGCUGUUGGAAUGGGCUGAGGCUAAAUUGUUAGAGGCGGAGGCUAAGGCUAGGCAGCAGGCUGAAAGGGACGAGAUGGCUGCAGACAGGGCACUAACUAGGGCUAAAAUUGAAUCAGAAGAAAGACUAAAAUUGAAGGAGCUGGAAAUAGCAAGGGAGGAAGACAUAAAGGGCAGGGGUAGGGCACAGACCCCAAGAAUUAGGCUGUCUGGUCUGAGAAACAGUAGGGACCAAACAGAUAUGGAGGUGGUGGUUGACAUUUUUGAAAGGGAAGCCCGAGAUAUAGGUUUAGAAGAUAAGUUUUGGUGCCAAGAGUUUAGGAAAGCUCUGCUAGAUAUAUGCUGCGAAUCGUGGUUAACAGAAUUGGGAGCAGAAGAGAAUUAUGGGAAGCUGAAAAGGGAGGUCCUAAAACACUUUGGUUUGACGGAGCAAGGAUACAGUGAUAAGUUUAAUAGCGCCCAACCAUCAGAACAAGAUAGAGCAGGGAGUUACAUUAGGAGGGUACGACACUACUUGAGAAGAUGGGUCGAAGCUAGCAAGUGUGACAAAACAUUUGACGGACUGUUUGACCUACUCUUAAAAGACAAAAUAGUGAGAACAGUCGGACAAGACGUAAGACAGCACAUCCUCAGGCAAAACCCGAGGACAAUAACAGACGUAGAAAAUGCCUGUGACAAAUACUUUGACAUCUACCCAGACAGAAAAUUAAAACCGAUCGACGUGACAGAGGACGCAUUUGUUGCCCCCAUGGCACUUGCAUCAGGAUCUAGGAAUCCCUUUAGAGAGGACAAGGACAAACGAACCCUAAGACCUAGAUCUAAGAGCCCCAUUAGAGAGGAAUGGGGCACAAUAAAUGAAGUCACCCUUCAACGGGAGAGAAGAGGACAAAGCCCGGUCCAACCUAGGCCGAGUAGUAAUAUUAGUCCCAGAAGAAGCCCAUUCACAUGCUUUAACUGUGGGGCUGAGGGGCACAUAGCGGCGGGGUGCCGGUCCAAUCGUAGACAAAUUGGACAUGAGUACAGAGGGAGAAGGACCGCGGAUGGAGAUAAGAAAAGAGUACCAGGAGCUGUAGUCAACAUAGAAACACCAUACCUUAAGGGAGAGUUCUUUGCCGUCCUUUUAUAUGAUCCACCCGCUGAACUUAUAAUAGGGAAUGUAGCAGGCGCGAAACUACCUAGGGAAGAUUCGCUAACAUUAGCGGCGGUAGAAACCAGAGGACAACUUAGAGCAGGGGGCAACCAGAGAAAUGAGCCGGGGCAUAAGAUUUUAGACCAAAUAAGGACAUCGAAAGAUUUUAAAACGCAACAGAGCGAAGACAAAACAUUAUCUAGGUGGUGGAAGCUCGCGGAAAAGGGCAAACAAUGUAAAACGAUAGAUGGGUUAUUAUAUAAGAUCAUAAAACACAGCAAAACAGAAGAUCAGAUUAGACUAGCAAUCCCAAGGGGACUUAGGCCCACCAUCCUGAAAUUAGGACACGACACACCUAUGGCGGGGCACAUGGGUGUAGCAAGAACGAAAGCCAGAAUUCUGUCACAAUUUAGCUGGCCAGGGGCAGGGGAGGAUAUCAGGCGUUACAGCGAAAGUUGUGAUGUCUGCCAGAAAAGCAAAAAGAAUGUUGGUGGCAAGGCGCUUCUGGGUAGAACUGAGGUAGUGGGACAACCGUUUGAGAAAAUCGCCGUAUAUAUUGUGGGGCCACUAACUCAAACGAAAAAAAAGAAUAGAUUCAUACUCACAGCCGUAGACAUAUGCACACGGUGGCCAGAAGCCGUACCGCUGAAAAGUGUAACGGCAGCAGAGAUUCAAGAUGCGCUACUCUCCAUCUUCACGAGGAUGGGAUUCCCGGAAGUCAUACUCUCAGAUAACGGGACCCAGUUCACGUCGGAAAUUUUCUGCACCGUGUCUAAAAUGUUGGGGAUUAAAAUCAUUCACGCUUCGGCAUAUCACGCCAUGGCCAACGGGGCUGUAGAACGAUGGAAUGGAACUUUGAAGGAAAUGCUAAAGAAAGUAGCUAUAGACAAGGAUGACGAUUGGGACGUGUUCAUCCCAGCAGCACUUUUCGCCUACAGAGAAGUUCCAAACGAAAGUACUGGUUACCCGCCAUUCGAACUUAUGUUCGGCAGGAAAGUGAGGGGCCCGAUGAGCAUCCUAAAGGAUAUCCUCACAGGAGAAGUAAGGGAAUAUAAGACAAGAGCUGCAUAUGACUACCUGCUGGACCUUAAGCAGCAGUUGCAAACGGCAUGCAGUUAUGCAACCCGCAAAUCAGAAAAUGAGAAAGAUAAAGCAAAGAGCUACUACGAUAGAUCAGCCACAACCAAAGAUAUCAAAGUGGGGGAUCAUGUGCUGAUAUUGAAGCCCCAACUAUUAAACAAACUUGAGCUAAGACAAAAACCAAACGACAGCAAGGGACACCCCAUGUUAGCGGCAGUGUCAGGAGUGGUGGAGGCAGAAGAAGAAAACCAAGUAUCACUAACAAUUGAGGAGGACAUGGAACCGGGUAUCCCAUUGGACACAAUAAAAACUCCCGACAUACUGGAGGAAACUAAGUUAAGUGAUAUCAAAAUAGGAGACACCCUGACAAAAACACAGCGGACGGAUCUAGACAAAAUUAUCCAAGAGUACACAGCUAGAGCUUAUGAAGAAAGAGAAAUGGAGAGACUGGGAAUAAUAGAGAGGUCCGACUCCGACUUCAGCGCACCUGUAGUACUAGUUAAGAAAAAAGAUGGGUCGACACGGUUCUGUGUAGACUAUAAGAGACUUAACGCAGUCACAGUCUACGACGCGGAACCCAUCCCAGAUACAGAUGAGCUGUUCGCUAAAUUAAAUAGGGCAAAAUAUUUUACUAAACUCGACCUCACAAAAGGGUAUUGGCAGAUCCCCAUGCAAAAUGACAGCAAAAAACUCACCGCAUUUGUCACACCCUGGGGCCUAUUUCAGUUUAAUUACCUGCCCUUUGGCCUAUGCACGGCACCCGCCACAUUCGCCAGAUUAAUGCGAGUCGUAUUAAAAGACUUGGAAAAUGUGGUGUCAUUCUUUGAUGACAUCUGUAUCUACAGCGAGACAUGGGAGGAACACCUUAUGGCAAUAAAGGCGGUGUUCAAUAGAUUGAAGGACGCGGGCCUGACAAAGGAGGUAAGAUCAUUAGUGGGUCUUAUAGGGUAUUAUGCUAAAUUUAUACCAGAAUUCAGCGAGGCCAACGCAAUACUGACAGACUUGUUAGCAAAGGGUAAACCUGAAAAGGUCGUGUGGUCAGAUGAAUGUAACCGUGCUUUAAGACUGGUCCAGAAACACUUGAACUCAGAACCAUUUCUUAUUUUACCUAAUAUUAAUGAGCAAUUUAUUCUCAGGACCGACGCCUCGUCACGAGGUAUCGGGGCAGCCUUGAUGCAAAUGAGAAAUGGGGUCCUGAGACCAACAGACUGUUUCAAACGUCGCCUUGGGUACCCUAGACCUGAGCCUUACGGUCAUAUCACAAGGGUUCAAGACAAGCCAGGCAAUGGUUGUAGCCCCGCCUCUUUGUCAAGUCCAAUAAUAAAGUCUCAAUCUGAUCACGUGAUGUGUGAGUCAUCAGGAGCUGAAAUCUGCUGGAUUAAAGCCAACUGUUUCGAUGAGGGAGGGUCUUUGGCUACAGAGACUCACAAAGGGACGGGUUUGUCUGGACGCUUGAAGGCCGAGAGGCUCGUCGUGUUCUUACUGCACUACUACAACGUCGUCUUGCCCACCCUGAUUGGCAUAAGCCUCGCCAGCCUGGUCCUGUUAUUGUUGUGCAAUCGGAUGCCUGAUUUGAAAAUGAAAAUGGCGUGCUCGGCUGACGAGUUGAGUGAUCUGAACAUUAUUAAGAAGGAACUGGAGGACAUGAAACAGCAUGUCCUCAGCAACAACAUGAGCGUGUCUUGCGAUGCCAUCAUGAAGAAACUCACGCAGCUUGAACUGGACGGCAAACUGAAGACACGUGUCCUAAAGAAAAUUGUCAGCAAUGUCAAUGACAUGGAACUUUGA
Molecule: messenger RNA, 4065 nt
Organism: Physella acuta
Lineage: Eukaryota; Metazoa; Mollusca; Gastropoda; Physidae
Biological process (GO): DNA integration
Molecular function (GO): zinc ion binding; nucleic acid binding
Source: RefSeq, a predicted model, not a curated record